AUGACAGAUAACAAGCCUGUUCAUACUAUGCAUAUGAUCGAAGAUCCUAAUCUUACUAAUUCAUCUUCCACACAUGUGAAAAUAAAUCGAACACGUAAAAUUCUUCUUGUUCUGCUUAGUAUUUUAUUUGCUUUCAAUUUACUUUACUUAAUUUUUAUCGUUCAUGCUUAUAUCGAUAAUUCAUGGUUUAGUCAUUAUUUUAAAAAUAACUAUGAAUUAUUAUGGACUUUAGCAUGCAUUGUUUAUAAUGCUUUUGGAUUAUUAACAACUUAUCAAUAUUUUCGAAAAGGUUUACGUGUGUUUGCAUGGAUUGGAACAAUAUCUUUAAUUUCAUCAAUUAUGAUGAUCGGAAUUAUUUGUAUUAUUGCUUUUUAUACAAAAGAACAAGUGAAGACUCGUGAUGAUAAUGAUGAUAUAAUUGGUCCUCUCAUUUUUAUUCUUAUAUUUAUUCUAACUUCAAUUAUGCUAUUUAUUAUUGUAUUAUUAUCUUUUAAAUUAUCGAAUUUACUUUACAAGAAUCGAAAUACAAUGAUUCGAACAUUAUAA
This is a messenger RNA of Adineta steineri, 546 nucleotides long. Lineage: Eukaryota; Metazoa; Rotifera; Eurotatoria; Adinetida; Adinetidae. The record is from the annotation of a GenBank genome assembly.